GAGAAGAACGCUCAGCACUCCCCCGCAGCUCCUAGAUCGACACUUGCGUGGCAGAACGUCACCCAGCAUCCCCUACGUAGAAAGUGGUACAUCCGGCCGUCCCCUGAUCUCCGGAGCGAGUGGUGCAGGCUGCAGGGCUAAGCGCAUCUGACUCUGCCUCCCCUUCCUGAAUGGAGCAGGUUUAACGGAGCGGCGUGCCCGACUUCGGCUGGCGUCGCUACAGUGAGCGCCGGAGAGGAGAGGAGGAGAGGAGAGGCGGCUGGCUGAUCUGGCAGCAGGAAUCGCCGCCGUCCUCCCUUUCCACGCCGAGGAGGCUGCGGUAGAGCCAUGGCUGGGCGAGGUCGGGUUUGGGCGCUGGCGCUGGCGCUCUGCGCCUUGCCGGGCAGCCUCUGUCUGCAGGAGACCGAAGCGACUGAGCCUGAAACGCCGGCGGCUCUGGGCGGAGGGGCGAAUAGGCGGCGGCGCCUGAGCCAGGAGGACGGCAUCUCCUUCGAGUAUCACCGCUACCCGGAGCUGCGGGAAGCGCUGGUGUCGGUGUGGCUGCAGUGUCCGUCCAUCAGUAGGAUCUACACUGUGGGCCGCAGCUUCGAGGGCAGGGAGUUGCUGGUCAUCGAGGUCUCGGACAACCCUGGCGAGCACGAACCUGGAGAGCCAGAAUUUAAAUAUGUUGGCAACAUGCAUGGAAAUGAAGCUGUUGGAAGAGAACUUCUUAUCUUCUUGGCUCAAUACUUGUGCAAUGAAUAUCAGAAGGGAAAUGAGACUAUCAUUAAUUUGAUCCAUAGUACACGUAUCCACAUCAUGCCGUCUCUGAAUCCAGAUGGCUUUGAGAAGGCAGCGUCACAGCCAGGUGAACUCAAAGAUUGGUUUGUUGGUCGAAGUAAUGCACAGGGAAUAGAUCUAAAUCGAAAUUUCCCUGAUCUGGAUAGAAUUGUCUAUGUCAACGAGAGAGAAGGUGGUCCAAAUAAUCAUUUGCUGAAAAAUAUGAAAAAAGCUGUGGACCAAAAUCUAAAGCUUGCACCAGAAACAAAAGGUGUGAUUCACUGGAUAAUGGAUAUUCCCUUUGUACUGUCCGCCAAUCUUCACGGUGGAGACCUUGUGGCAAAUUACCCGUAUGACGAAACUCGAACUGGAAGUGCACAUGAAUACAGCUCCUGCCCAGAUGACGCUAUUUUCCAAAGCUUAGCCCGAAGCUAUUCAUCUUUUCAUCCAGCCAUGUCAAACCCAAAUCGACCACCAUGUCGCAAGAAUGAUGAUGACAGCAGUUUCAUUGAUGGGACAACUAAUGGUGGUGCUUGGUAUAGCGUUCCAGGAGGUAUGCAGGACUUCAACUAUCUCAGCAGCAAUUGCUUUGAAAUCACCGUGGAGCUUAGCUGUGAAAAAUUCCCUCCAGAAGAAACUCUGAAAAGCUAUUGGGAGGACAACAAGAAUUCACUUAUCAGCUACAUUGAGCAGAUACAUCGAGGAAUAAAAGGAUUUAUUAGAGAUCUUCAGGGUAAUCCCAUUGCUAAUGCCACAAUUUCUAUAGAGGGGAUAAACCAUGACAUUACAUCAGCAAAGGAUGGUGAUUACUGGAGGCUGUUGGUACCUGGAAAUUAUAAAGUGACAGCCUCAGCAUCUGGCUAUCUAGCAAUCACAAAAAAAGUGGCUGUUCCCUUCAGUCCUGCUAUUAGGGUUGAUUUUGACUUGGAGUCAUUGUCUGAAAGAAAAGAAGAGGAAAAGGAAGAGCUAAUGGAAUGGUGGAAGAUGAUGUCAGAAACUUUAAAUUUUUAAGCAGACGUUCUGAAUUCACACCUUUUAAUCUACUAUAUGUUGAUUUAGUGUAAUGUACUGUGAAAAGUCCCAACAUUUUAGAUUUUGUGUAGCUCAUAAUAUGUAACUUUUGGGGUCGGCUGAGUAAUUUUUUUAAUAACCUAUUCUCCAUAAAAGUAUAUUACUGGAACCUUUUAUGUCAUAUUUGCUGUCCUGCAUAUUCAACUUGAAGGGCAAAUGCUCACAAGAAUAUGUCCUUUCUCUAAUGUGACUGUGAAUUUGAGUGUUUUACUAUCCUAAAUAUGCAGGUUAAGUACAUUAAAAAGCUAUAAUAAUUAGCAGUCACUUGCAACAACUGCCACAAAUAUUUGUCCCUACAGGUAAACCUAUUUAGAUUUUUUUUUAAAAAAAAACAAGCAAACCUCAUAAUGAUACUGAAAAUAUAUGUGAUAAUAAUUUAGUAUUGUACAUAACAAUUAUUUUUUGUUCUGUGGAAGAGCCAUAUAAAAUAAGAAUCCAAGUACUUGGGUUUUACAUAUAAUACUCAUAUGGAAAUGGCUUCCAUUAUUCUUAAGAAAAAAAAUAGUACAUUUUUCUCUUGUUGUGUUUAUUAAUGUUUUUAAGUAACGUGGUAAUCAGAUUAAAAAUUCUGGAUGGCUAAAACAGUUAACAUAUAGUAAGUGUAUAUUACUGGUUUCUUGUGCUUGCAAUCUAUUAUUUGUGUUAUCCUGUUUUCCAGUAAUUGUAUGCACUAAGUAUGUAUGGUUUCCAUAAGAAAGUUUCCAUAUUCUUUGUAUGAAGAACAGAAAGUUCCUCCCAUAAUUGAUCCACCAGCUGCUUCCUUUAAUAUGGAUUGGAAAUCCAAGAUAUACCCUUAAAAGUCAAAAAUGUAAACAUGUUUUCUAGAAGAAGCAAUUUCUCUAGUUUCCGUGGAGUUUAUUUCCUGGUCACACAUCUUGAAUUCAACCACUGCUAAAGACAAUCAUUUGGAUUGUAAGGGUACUUCUUCUGAAACAGAGAAAUUUCCAGAUGAACCAUGGUAGUUUAAAUUGGCACUAGCAUUUAGGGGAGCAACCAGCUUUUCAGUGUAAACUAGCUCACAGAGAACAAAAUAAAUGAAUUUCUAUUUUGAUGUUUCUUUUUAGGGCUGUGCAGUACUUUAGAUUUGGUGCCUCAGAAGUGUUUCAGGAUGUGUGGAAGCUCAAAUUUACUGCAACACUUUAAGUAGCUAUGUCUUAUGUGGGGAUUUUGUAGCAUAGCUGCUUUAAGAUGCUCCAAAGAGGGUCUGGGUUUGUGUUCUCCUCUGCUCUGAAGCAAUCCCAGCCCUAAUUUCAAUAUCACAUAUUUUAGUAGCUUGUUGGUGGCUCCUCCCACACUUAUACUGUUGGUAGAUGACUCUUGUCCUUGUUUUAAGUUACAUACAUACUACCAGUGAGCAGCAGCUGAAUUUGAAGGCACAUUUUUACCAUAUGCGCUUCAUACAUGAAACAUCCCUAGACGAAAGGUGAAGAGAAUAAAAGUUAUUUCUUUGCAUACUGAGUAUUCUUAGUUCAGUCUCUGGUGUCUCCAGGAUUUUAGAUAGCAUAAUAGUGAAAGGGUCUCUGGAAGAGCUACCCAGUGCAAAUGAUCAAGAGUGACAUCAACUGGACUUUCUGGAUUAUUUGUAAAAGGUUUAUUGAAUUGCUAAAAUAUGCAAGGCUGCAAAACAGUUUAUGAUGUAAGGAAUUCAGUGUUUGGUUUUUAAAAGGUACAAAUGAUCUUACAAUUAAAAAGUCUAUUUAAUCUGAAAAACAAAA
This is a messenger RNA of Crotalus tigris (Tiger rattlesnake), 3545 nucleotides long. RefSeq names its product carboxypeptidase E (gene CPE). The coding region runs from base 328 to 1770 and encodes 480 amino acids. Gene Ontology annotation, biological process: proteolysis. The record is from RefSeq and is a predicted model, not a curated record. The transcript is spliced from 9 exons. Lineage: Eukaryota; Metazoa; Chordata; Lepidosauria; Squamata; Viperidae. Gene Ontology annotation, molecular function: zinc ion binding; metallocarboxypeptidase activity.